Messenger RNA from Thunnus maccoyii (southern bluefin tuna), 8362 nucleotides. It is a transcript of the gene cftr, whose product is annotated as CF transmembrane conductance regulator. NCBI's taxonomy places the organism in Eukaryota, Metazoa, Chordata, Actinopteri, Scombriformes, Scombridae. Gene Ontology annotation, cellular component: cytosol; apical plasma membrane; plasma membrane. The record is from RefSeq and is a predicted model, not a curated record. The coding region runs from base 886 to 5427 and encodes 1513 amino acids. Gene Ontology annotation, biological process: chloride transmembrane transport; bicarbonate transport. The transcript is spliced from 27 exons. Gene Ontology annotation, molecular function: ATP binding; ABC-type transporter activity; chloride channel activity.
AGUAAGAUAAGAUAUCUGCACAUUUUAAAAAAGAGACAUAGCUAAGAGAAGUGGAUGUGAUACUGCAAAGUUAAAGUGGAACACUGCACUAAGUUUUUGCUCUAAUUAUCCAUGCAGUUUUGUCAUCUUUACAAAUAAGGCUCUUUAUUAUCUGAGUCCAAGUUGUUUUGCAAGUCAUGUGUUAUGAAGAUUUUUUUGUUUGUCUUUAAAAUCAGCUGCACAAUCUAGCAUAAUUCAUAGAUUGAGGCAGUUUCAAUGUGCUUUGCAUGCAUUUUAACUUAAAAAUAUUAAACACAGAAAUCAAGAGAGAUCAUGAAAGAAACAGAAUGAGUUCCUCUGAGUAAAAUUUAUAAAAUAAAUCCAUAUUGACCUCCGGACUAGUUCCUGGUGGUGUAUAUGGAUCAAUAUCUCUCUGCUGAAGUGGCCCCGUUCGGAUCAGCUGGCUUCUGCCUUUUCAACUUGUUGCCACAAUACGCAACCUGAGGCUCGUCGGUGUGGAAAUGACGCGUGUCUCCGCAAAGUUUGGCGAGCCCAUAAAGGAUGGACUGUCCUCUCACUGUCACACUGAGAGGGGAGGGAGAGAGCGAGCAAGACAGCAGGAGCAAAGAGAAAAGAGAGGGAGUGGGACCAGUAAAGAAGACCCGAGAGAGAGACGCACCGAGGAUAGAGAUAGCAGUCUUUUUUUGGGGAGGGGGAGGAAGAUAAAAUUGAACAGUGGCAAUCAUAUUUACCGGAGGCACAAAGUGGAGGAUAUAACAGGCGAGCACCCCCCACCCCCCCGGUCACUGUCUGUGGGAACGGAGUCACUCAGGGGACACGCAAAUGUAAGCGACGCGCACGGAAACGACUCAGGUGCAUAGAGACCAAACUGGCGGCGCUCUUAGGAUGCAGAAGUCACCAGUGGAAGAUGCAAACUUCCUCUCCAAAUAUUUCUUCUGGUGGAUGUCACCGCUGCUGAGGAAGGGCUUCAGAAAGAAGUUGGAGCUUUCAGAUGUGUAUAAGGCUCCUUCCUUCGAUCUGGCAGACAACCUCUCUGAACGACUCGAAAGAGAAUGGGACAGAGAGGUGGUCUCAGCCAAGAACAAGCCCAAGCUAAUGCGAGCGCUGGCCCGCUGCUUCCUCGGCCCUUUCGCCUUCUUUGGUGUCCUCCUCUACCUUGGGGAGGCUUCUAAGGCAGUGCAGCCUCAGCUUUUGGGUCGCAUCAUUGCCUCCUUUGACCCGUUCCAUGCUCCGGAGCGGAGCCAGGGAUACUUCCUGGCCCUGGGCCUCUGCCUCCUCUUCACUGCCCGCUUCCUCCUGUUGCAGCCUGCCAUCUUUGGCCUGCAUCACCUGGGCAUGCAGAUCCGAAUUGCCCUUUUCAGUCUCAUAUACAAGAAGACCCUGAAACUGUCCAGCCGCGUCUUGGAUAAAAUCAGUACCGGUCAACUGGUCAGUCUGAUGUCCGCCCACCUCAACAAGCUGGAUGAGAGUCUGGGUCUGGCGCACUUCGUAUGGAUCACCCCCCUGCAGUGUAUCCUGUGUGUGGGUCUAAUCUGGGAACUGAUCGAGGUGAACGGCUUCUGUGCCCUUGCAGCUCUCACCCUGCUGGGCAUCAUCCAAGCCUGGCUCUCCCAGAAGAUGGGACCUCACCGUGCGAAGCGAGCCGGGAUGAUCAGCCGUCGCCUGGCUCUCACCUCAGAGAUCGUGGAGAACAUCCACUCUGUAAAGGCGUAUGGCUGGGAGGAGGUGAUGGAGACGAUCAUUAAGAACAUCAGACAGGAUGAGAUGACGCUGACGAGGAAGAUCGGUUCCCUGCGUUACUUCUACAGCGCCUCGUACUUCUUCUCCGCCAUCUUGGUCAUCGUGUCGGCCAUCGUGCCGCAUGCGCUCAGUAAAGGCAUCAUCCUCCGUCGUAUCUUCACCACGGCCUCCUACUGCAUGGUGCUGAGAAUGACACUGACCCGCCAACUGCCCGGAUCCAUCCAGAUGUGGUACGAUACGCUGGCACUGGUCCAGAAGAUAGAGGAAUUCUUAAUGAAAGAAGAAUACAGAGCGAUGGAGUACAAUCUGACCACCACUGAAGUGGAGCUGGUCAAUGUGUCCGCAUCCUGGGACGAGGGCAUUGGUGAGCUGUUUGAGAAGAUCAAGCAGGAGAACAAAGCAAACGGACACCCGAACGGCGACGCCGGCCUCUUCUUCACAAACCUCUACGUGACGCCCGUCCUCAAGAACAUCAGCCUGUACCUGGAGAAGGGCAAGAUGCUGGCGGUGGCUGGAUCCACUGGCUCAGGGAAAAGUUCCCUGCUCAUGAUGAUCCUGGGAGAGUUGGUGCCAUCGGAGGGUAAAAUCAGACACAGCGGUCGCAUCUCCUUCUCGCCACAGACUUCCUGGAUCAUGCCCGGGACCAUCCGUGACAACAUCCUGUUUGGCCUGACCUACGACGAGUACCGCUACACCUCCGUCAUCAAGGCUUGCCAGCUGGAGGAGGACUUCGCCUUGCUGCCCGAGAAAGACAAGACGCUCCUUGUCGAAGGAGGAGUGACGCUCAGCGGCGGUCAAAGGGCACGCCUCGGCCUGGCCAGGGCUGUGUAUAAAGAUGCAGACCUUUACCUGCUGGAUGCACCUUUCACCCACUUGGACAUAGUGACAGAGAAAGAGAUCUUUGAGAAAUGUGUCUGUAAACUGAUGGGCUCAAAGACUCGAAUUGUGGUCACCAGCAAGUUGGAUCAUCUCAAACGAGCAGACAAAAUCCUUCUGCUGCACAACGGAGACUGUUACUUCUACGGCACCUUCUCAGAGCUGCAGGCCCAGCGGCCCGACUUCAGCUCCCUCCUCCUCGGCAUGGAAGCUUACGACAACAUCAACGCAGAGCGGCGCAGCUCCAUCCUCACGGAAACUCUCCGCAGAGUCUCCAUUGAUGAAACCGCCGGUUUCCGAGGUCCGGAGCCCAUCCGCCAGUCUUUCCGCCAGCCGCCGCCUCCAAUAAUUGUCCCUGGAUCCCAAGGUCAUCCUGGAGGUGAUGGCUACCCAGAAAAACGCAAGCAGUCACUCAUACUCAGUCCCCUGGCAGCUGCCCGCAAGUUCUCCUUCAUUGGGAACUCCCAACAGACUACAAAUAAUCCCCAGUCCACGACGAUAGAGGACGGGGUUCGUGAACUUUCUGAGAGGAAAUUCUCGGUGGUACCCGAGGACGAUCAAGUAGAGGAGGUGCUCCCCAGAGGGAACCUGUACCACCAUGGGUUGCAACAUCUCAACGGGCAGCGGCGCCAAUCCGUCCUGGCGUUCAUCACCAACGCUCAGGGCCAUGAGCGCAGAGAGCAGCAGAUGCAGUCAUCCUUCAGAAAAAAGCUGUCCAUCACGCCACAGUGCGACCUGGCGUCCGAGCUGGACAUUUACGCCCGUCGCCUGUCCAAGGACAGCGUUUAUGACAUUAGUGAGGAAAUUGAUGAAGAAGACAUGGAGCAAUGCUUCGCAGAUGAACGUGAGAACAUCUUUGAAACUACCUCAUGGAGCACUUACCUACGCUACAUCACCACCAACAGGAGCUUAGUCUAUGUCCUCAUGUUCAUCAUCUUUGUCUUUGUCAUUGAGGUUGCUGGUUCAGUCAUCGGCAUUUUCCUCAUAACUGAUGAGAUCUGGAGGGAUGGCGCCAACCCCUCAUCACCCAACUACAUCGAUGAGCAGCACCCCAACUCUUCGGCGCCCCCGGUCCACCUAGCCGUAAUCGUCACACCGACCAGCGCUUACUACAUCAUCUACAUCUAUGUGGCCACAUCAGAGAGCGUGCUGGCUUUAGGAUUCUUCAGGGGUCUCCCACUAGUGCACACGUUACUCACGGUUUCCAAAAGACUGCACGAACAGAUGUUGACUUCUGUACUUCGGGCCCCCAUGGCUCUGCUCAACACUAUGAAGACAGGCCGGAUCAUGAACAGAUUCACCAAGGAUAUGGCCACCAUAGAUGACAUGCUGCCUCUGGUGCUGUUUGACCUCAUACAGUUGACAUUGAUUGUCACAGGUGCCAUCUUCACUGUGUCCAUCAUACGGCCGUACAUCUUCAUCGCCGCCAUCCCGUUGGCUGUCAUCUUUGUUGUCCUCAGGAAGUACUUUCUACGAACUGGACAGCAACUCAAACUACUUGAGGCUGAAGCUCGUAGUCCAAUCUUCUCCCACCUCAUCAUCUCACUGAAGGGUUUGUGGACGAUUCGGGCGUUCGGCCGUCAGACCUACUUCGAGACGCUCUUCCACAAGGCUCUAAACACUCACACGGCCACCUGGUUCCACUACCUGUCUGCUCUGCGAUGGUUCCUGUUCCGCUGUGACAUGAUCUUCGUCUUGUUCUUCAGUGCCGCCGCCUUCAUCGCUGUGGGAACCAACCAGGACAAACCAGGUGAGGUAGGCAUCAUCGUGGCCCUGGCCAUGCUCAUCCUGGGGACUUUCCAAUGGGCUGUCAUCACCAGCAUCACAGUAGACGGACUGAUGCGUUCAGUGGAUCGAGUCUUCAAGUUCAUCGACCUGCCAUCUGAGGAGCUGCUGCCGGGGAAACACGGCGGUAAAGGAGGCCCUGACCUCGUCAUCGACAACCCUCACGCCCGCGACUGCUGGCCGAACCGCGGCCAGAUGGACGUCCAGGGUCUCACCGUCAAAUACACCGAGGCCGGACGCGCCAUCCUCAGCGACAUCUCCUUCUCUGUGGACGGGGGACAGAGUAUUGGUCUACUGGGCAGGACGGGUUCAGGGAAGAGCACCCUGUUGUCCGCUCUGCUGCGUCUCGCCUCCACUGAUGGAGAAAUCUCCAUUGACGGUGUCUCAUGGAGCUCCGUCUCCCUGCACACGUGGAGGAAGGCCUUCGGAGUGGUGCCGCAGAAAGUGUUUAUUUUGACCGGCACUUUCCGGAUGAACCUGGACCCACAUGGACGUUACAGCGAUGACGAGCUGUGGAGGGUAGCCGAGGAGGUGGGUCUGAAGUCGGUGAUCGAGCAGUUCCCGGACAAGCUGGACUUCCAGCUGGAAGACGGAGGCAACGUGUUGAGCAACGGACACAAACAGCUGAUGUGUCUCGCCCGCUCCAUCCUCAGCAAGGCCCGCAUCCUGCUGCUGGACGAACCCUCCGCCUACCUCGACCCCAUAACGUUGCAGGUCCUGAGGAAGACAUUGAAGCAGGUUUUCUCCGGCUGCACCGUCAUCCUAUCAGAGCACAGAGUGGAGCCGCUGCUGGAGUGCCAAUCAUUCCUGAUGAUCGAGGGCAGCUCCAUGAAAAGCUACGACUCCAUCCAGAAGCUUCUGAACGAGACGAGUCACCUGAAACAGGCCAUGAGCCCCGCCGACAGGCUCCGCCUCUUCCCAACGCUUCACCGCCUCAACUCCAGCAAGAGGGCGGCGCCGCAGACCGCCAAGAUCUCAUCCCUGCCAGAAGAAGCUGAGGACGAAGUCCACGACACCCGACUCUAAUAACCGGCCAGAUACACACACACACACACACAGACACACACACACACACACACACACACACAACAACAGUUUGAUUCAACACUGAAAUCCCAACUUAUUUUUGUAGGAAAACAUUUUAAAAGCAAAGUGAACACAUUUAAGUCAGGUUUUCCAUCACUGGAACAAUUUGGAUCCAUAUAAUCAUCUAACACACACACACUUCUUCACAUACACAUACAGUAUAUUGUACUGUAAACAUGCAAUAAAGCACGACACACAAUAAAAACACAGCAAAGAGCGUCUGGCUGCACACUCAGCUGAACAUGUUACUGUCACAGAACGAGGCUGAGCUACGGAGCUAAUUUACUGACAGAAAUCCAGACUAAUAAAGGUAAUGACUCACUCAUAACAGCAGCUCACUUAUAACAGAAAGUAUCUGUAAUAAUUUGGAUUGUAACAGCCAACUGCGUAUAAAUCUUUAGUAUUAAAUUCUUCAUGAAUAUAAAUCAGGUAUGUACAGUGCAAAAUGUGAGGGCAAUAAAACUUCAAAUCAUGUGUAAAACCUUCAACAGUACAGUACAAGAUACUGUAGCUGUGGGUUUGGACGUUGCAUAAAAAAAGCAUUGGUAUGUAGGUGAAUUGAAAUUUCAUGGUAGCUGCACGAAAACUGUACAAAUUGAAGCUGUGAGGUGAAAAUCUGUCAUUAAAUUAGAAAAAUAUGAAUAUACCGAUGCAGUAUAUAUGUACGUGCAGCAGGAAGACCUCUGAAGCUCCAUGAAGAAGGGACCACUUAUAAAAAAAAAAACAUGAUGGCUAUAAGUAAAACAACUCAAAUGUUAGUGAAGCACAUAACAGACUCCACCUGGCCUCAAACUGGACACUUAUUGUUAUUGAAAAGCAUUUCGAGUGCCUUUUGGUGCUGGACAAACUGUAUAAGGGCUUCUUCUUUUUUUCUCCUGAGGUCCAAAAAAAAAUCUGUAUUUGCUUUGAAAAAGCGUGAAAUAUAUAAAACCUUUUUUUUGCAUAUUUUGUUGUUUUAAAAUACAAGGGUUAACUUGCUGAGAAAACUGUUUUGUUGGAAGUGAAGUGGAAGCGUUCCCGUUCUUUAGAUGGUUUGACUCAGACUGAGCUGCAGCCGCUGUAGAAAUCUCAUGUCUCAUAUUUGCUGCACAAACAGAAAGUGUAACUAUGAGCAUCAAUUAGUAAACACAGAUCAAAUCUAAUUAGUUAAUGAUAAUGUUGCACAAUAAAAACAGACAAGUAAGUUGAUGACUUGCUCUAUCUUUUGCUAUCAGUUUUGGCCUUUUAAUACUAAUUAAUACUAAGCCGAUAUUUCAUGUAGAUGAGGAAAACAAAGCGUAUUUAAUCCUUUACAAACAUGUUCAUGUUCUAAACCUUCACAGCAUCGACUCAUAAUCAGUCUCUCUACUAAAACCUCUGAGCUACAAAUCUAUUUUUAGUUCAUAAAUACCUCACCUGUCAUUAAUAAACGGGCGAUUAAUCCUUCAUUCAGAUUUCAGAGAGCAGAGAGAGUUCAGGGUUUUACACAAAAAACAUUCACAACCUGGACCAAGAAUGUCUAUCAGCUGGACAAAAAUCUAAAAAAAAAAAGUCAAGUCAAAAUAAUUUAGCAUAUUCUAGGUCACUUUAGACAAAAUCAUAAAAUUUCAGGCUUUCAGAAUGAUGUUCAUGGUGUUUCUACUGCUGUCUAAUGUAAAAAUCAGUCAAAUGUGACCUGAACAGGAUGUAAAAAUUAGGAUUUGAUUGUCUCAGUGCAGGAAUCACUGUUUGUCUUUGAACAGGAAGAGAAGCAUUAAUGAGCUGCAGACAAACCAUUAUUAUUAUUAUUAUUAAUCAUUAUUAUAUUCACCUCUCAUUAACGACAGGAACAAAACAUAAUAUUAUCCACAAACUGAUGCAACAUGAGCCGCAGAUCAAGCAUCAAAACACCGCUAACAUGCUGUAAUAUAUAAAAAAUCUGAAAAAAAAACGAAGUGGAAGUGGUGCUGGAUACAAAAAUCAAUUAAAUAGCAAUACAAGGAUCACCAGCACAUCGAACCAAAGCUCCCUUUAAUUUUAUUAGUGACAUUUCUACCAACUUACAGGUCUUCCUCAGGCAGAAAUAUCCUUCUUGUAUUGCUGUUAGAUUUAUAAUCCGUGUAUAAAUUACUCUUGAGAAUUAAGGUAAAGUAGAGACUUCUACAGUGGCUUCACUUCUGUAUCUGUGGUCUGACCCUGCAGUAACUUCAACACACACACACAUAGAAACGGGAACGGUAACGUCAUUGGCUGACGUCACUAACGAGCGAUGACUCUGAUACCCUUAUUUUUCAAUCUGUAUGCACUUUAGAGACACCCUGAGGUACUCAAGAGCUUUCACAGCAAGGAAAACAGUCGAAUGAUUGAACGCUGUACAACAGUUUCUUCAAUUCUUCCAUAAAAUUAAGUGUAGAUGUAGAAUUAUGACCUCUGAUAACAAAUUACGCUUUUUACUUUUAAUUUUUUUCAGCCUAUAAUACUUGACAAAUUAUAGGGAGAAGGCAGUAAUUCAUCAAAAAAAAAAGUACAUUUUCUAUUUGAAAUGAAUAUAUUUUCAGAGCUGCUGCUGUAUAAAACGCAAAAACCAACCAUUUUUUAACUCUUAUCUGUACUUCCCUCUGAAACUGGAAACGAUAUUGACUCUCCUGAUGUUUUUUCUUCUUUUGGUUUGAGGGAAGAGCACGUUGCUCCUUUCAUACUGAAUGAUAGUUUUGUAAAGAAGCAAUGCAGAAAAAAUUAAGGUACCGUGGAGAAAUGCCUUGAUGUGUUAACUGUGACAACAGAUUUUUUUUUUUACAGUGUAAAUUAAGAAAAAGCUGUUUCUUACUCAUAGGAAAAGGGACACAAAUGUCCAAAAAAUGUAUAAAUGUAUUUGUUCAAUCAACUAUAUUUCCAGUAAAACUUAAGAUUUUGAGAA